Molecule: messenger RNA, 1707 nt
Organism: Prosopis cineraria
Lineage: Eukaryota; Viridiplantae; Streptophyta; Magnoliopsida; Fabales; Fabaceae
Product: zinc finger BED domain-containing protein RICESLEEPER 2-like
Exons: 4
Coding region: 1-1707 (568 amino acids)
Molecular function (GO): protein dimerization activity; DNA binding
Source: RefSeq, a predicted model, not a curated record
AUGGCCACUACACCCACCCUUCAAGAAAAUGUUAAAACAAUAGAAGGAGAUCCUGAAAAUGCUUUAUCACCUGAUACUGAAGAGGAAAAUGAGGGAAGUGAGUCAAAGAAUGAAGGAGACAGUGGAAGAAAGAGACAUAAAUCAGCUGCUUGGGUGCAUUUUGAAAGGUUGCCAUUGGACAAAACUAAUGGAGAACCCCGUGCUAAGUGCAAGUAUUGCCCAACAACAAUUGGUUGUGACUCUACAAGACAUGGUACAAAUGGAAUGAGAAAACAUGUAAAAAGAUGUCCCAGAAAUCCGAACAAAGCAAACAAGUUGGCACAAUCUUUGCUAUCGGGCUCUCAAUUAGGGUCAUCUAAAACUUUGAGUCAUCAUCUAUUUAAUCAACUUGAUUGCAGACAAGCCAUUGCUAUAUUUGUGAUAUUGGAUGAGAUGCCUUUUAAUGUUAUGGAAGGUGAUAGUUUUAAAGAGAUGAUGAGAAGGUUAGAACCUCGCUUUCAAGUCCCUUCAAGAGCGACAGUUACUAGAGAUUGCUACAAGUUGUACCUUGAAGAAGCUAGAAAGUUGAAAAGGUAUUUUAAAAAAUCUCAAAUCCAUAUUUCACUCACUACUGAUACUUGGACUUCUAAUCAAAAUGCCAAUUAUAUGUGCUUAACUGCUCACUGGGUUGAUGAGCAUUGGACAUAUCAAAAGCAAAUCUUGAAUUUUUGUGUAGUUGAAAAUCAUAAGGGAGAAACAAUUGCUCAAGAAAUUGAGAAAUGCUUGCUGUUUUGGAGCAUUGAUAAGGUGUUUACAAUCACAGUUGAUAAUGCUUCUUCUAAUGACACUGCUUUGGCAUCUUUAAAGGGGGUCUUGAGGUAUUGGAAUGGUUUAGUUUGUGAUGGGGAGUUCUUGCACUUGCGUUGUUGUGCGCAUAUCUUAAAUUUGAUUGUUUCUGAUGGUGUGAAGGAUAUGCACAAGUGUAUUGAAGGCAUUCGAAAUGCCAUUAAAUAUGUGAGAUCUUCUCCAUCAAGGUUUCAUAAAUUUAAGGAGCUUGUGGAAAAAAUGAAAAUUGAUUCAAAGAGGCUACUAAGCAUGGAUUGUCCAACUAGAUGGAAUUCAACUUACAUCAUGUUAGAGAGAUCACUUUAUGUGACCUCAAAUGUUUGCUUUCAACAGAUAGUUGAUGUCUUUGAAAUUUUAUAUGAAAAUGCAAACAAUCAUGAUUCCUUGCUUUGUGAUAUGGCUAAGAGCAUGUUGACCAAGUAUAAUAAGUAUUGGGGGAACUUAGAGAAACUUAAUCUUUUGCUUGUGGUAGCAGUGGUUUCUUGCCCAAAAGAGAUUGAGGUUCAAGCAGAUAAGUACGCAGAGGUGGACAAGUAUUUGCACGAAGAGUUAGCUGAAGCACUUGAUCCAAAUUUUGACAUUUUAACAUGGUGGAAAUUGAAUUCGGCUAAAUAUAAAGUCCUUUCAUUGAUUGCAUGUGAUGUAUUGGCCAUGCCUGUUUUCACUGUGUCUUCAGAAUCUGCAUUUAGCACAGGAGGUCGUGUAAUUGAUGAUUUUAGGAGCUCCCUAUCUCCAAAGAUGGUUGAGGCACUAAUUUGUGCCCAAAACUGGCUAUCUCCAUCAACUGCAAAACUGAAAGGUGUUGAUGUUGAUAAUUUUAAUGAUACAGAGCAAGCUGUGGAAGAAGAAUCAUUAGCUUCAAAUAUCUCAGUUGAAGAGUAA